Molecule: messenger RNA, 828 nt
Organism: Uranotaenia lowii
Lineage: Eukaryota; Metazoa; Arthropoda; Insecta; Diptera; Culicidae
Product: trypsin 3A1-like
Exons: 4
Coding region: 1-828 (275 amino acids)
Biological process (GO): proteolysis
Molecular function (GO): serine-type endopeptidase activity
Source: RefSeq, a predicted model, not a curated record
AUGAAAUCGUUUCUUCUCGCUGUUACCCUGCUAGGUUUGGCAGCGGCCGGUCCUGCCGAAGAUAUCUGGCUGAAAGCGAACAGCUUCAGACCCCGAGGCUAUGUCCCGAGGGCCCCCAGCUCUGGAUUUGUGGUCGGAGGCCUGGAUGCUGACAUUGCCGAUUAUCCUCAUCAACUGUCUCUGCGUCUGGACAAUAACCACAUGUGUGGCGCUUCGGUUAUUUCUAGCAACUGGGCCUUAUCCGCGGCCCACUGCACCUUUGCCUUCCCGGAUGUUCACGGAGGAACACUGCUUUCGCUAAAGGGAGGUUCCAGCAACCGAUUUGAGGGUGGUAUCGUUUUCACAGUCGAUCGAGUAGUCGAUCAUCCGGGAUGGGAGCUGGAAACCUUGCGAUUCGACAUUACCUGUAUUCAUACCGUGGAGAACAUGAUUCAAAGCAUCAUUCAACCGAUCGCUCUGGAUCCGAUUGGGGCUACCCAUGCCCACGGAAGCCGAGCCGUUUUGUCCGGUUGGGGUCGUAAUGAUGUGACCAACAACGUGCUGCCAACGAUUCUCCAAAGACUUGAUAAACCCAUCUUUGGACAAGCUGAAUGUAUCGCUCACUGGAGCAAUUUCCUUACAAUUACCGAUGAUAUGAUCUGUGCUGGUGGGGAGUUCGGACGCAGCGCCUGCAAUAGUGACAGUGGAGGUCCUCUGGUUACCGGAGGCCGACAGAUUGGAGUGGUUUCUUUCGGGGAGGUCGAAUGUGCCGGAGUUGGACCGGCUGGAUACGCCCGGAUUGCCUACCCUCCGAUUCGCAACUGGAUAACCGAGGUUACAGGAGUCUAA